Molecule: messenger RNA, 4608 nt
Organism: Leptosia nina
Lineage: Eukaryota; Metazoa; Arthropoda; Insecta; Lepidoptera; Pieridae
Source: the annotation of a GenBank genome assembly
AUGACAAGUGUUUUAAAAAAAUCUAGAGGAACAAAGGGAAAAUCGGAAUCAAUGCAAGAAGAUUUGCCGUCGAGAUGGAGUGUCUCCCAGGGGCACAGAGCGGAGGAUGCCGCGAAGCUGGUCAAAUAUAUCGAUGACAAUGUUAUUGGCAAGGGAAACUCAUUUUGCGGGCCGUUUGGACGUAGAAAAGUGGUGUACUGCGACUACAGCGGUUCGGGACGAGCGUUGCAAUGGGUAGAAGACUAUAUACAGAAGGAUGUACUGCCUACCCAGGCGACAAGAUGUACUGCUCUCUCGGUUACAUCUGGACAAACAGAAAUAUUUCGAUCAGAAUCCAAGGACAUAAUUCGUAAAUCAGUUCGCGCCUGUGCUGAAGAUGUAAUUGUACUCGGCGCGUCUCUCACGAGGUUUCUGAGAACACUUCGGCCGCAGAAAGCGUGUGUUUUUGUGUCCUCACGGGAGACUGAGAGGCAACUUGCGCCGUGGAGGGAAUGUGGGGCCGAGUUGAUCAAGAUACCAGAAACAAAGGAGGGGUUCAUUGACCUGAACAAUUUGGAGUUAAACCUACAGGAAAAUACGGGAACAGGGAAGCGUAUGAUCGGAUUUUUCCCAGCGGCGUCAAAAUUAACAGGAGUCCUGGCCGAUGAUGUAGCCACCACGUUACUCCUACAUCAGUAUGGCGCUUGGGCCUUCUGGGAUUACACUCUAGUCGCCCCCACUUCGGCUGUGGAUAUGAACCCAACUUUUCCAGGAGUGGAAGAAGGCAUGGUUAAGAAGGAUGCUGUGUUCUUCAAUUGCGAGAAGUUUGUUGGCGGCGUUCAGGGACCCUAUGUCUCGAUAUUUAAGAAGGAUGUUUUUAAGAAUUCACCACUCUACAGUGAUGAGGUUGAAAUGUUAGCGGAAAGAAUAGAAGAGAUAAGGUGCAUAGAAGCAGUGAGGGCUGCUAUCGUUAUGCAGCUUCGUGAUGCCAUUGGACUGCAGAUGAUUGCGGAUAAGCAGGAUCAUAUUACCAGGCAAGUCCUAGCACACAUCAAGAAUAUUCCAGAGCUCAUUCUAUUGGGGAGUGAAAUGUCGUCUGUGCGGCGGCUUCCAAUAUUUUCUCUCAUGGUGAAGCACCCUCGAGGCACCUUUCUUCAUCAUAACUUUGUGUGUGCAAUUCUCAACGACGUAUUCGGUAUACAAGCUAGAGGUGGACUCAAUAAUAAUCUGUCUUACGGGUCAGAUGUUUUGGGAAUAGAUGAGCAACUUUUGAAGGAAUACGAAAAACUACUAGACGUCGAGGCACAAAGAGAAAUAGCAAGGGUACGAAAGCUAAGUGUGGUUAAGUCACCGGAAGUACCAAUUCACAACGAACCCCUAAGGCCAGGAUUUUGUAGGAUAUCCCUUCCCUUCUUCAUGUCAGAAUGCGAACUGGCCUUCGUUUUAGAAGCCCUCAAAAUGGUAGCUACGGAAGGUUGGAAAAUUUUACCUCAAUACGCAGUGAAUGCUGUCACCGGUCAAUGGAGACAUCAUACCUGUUCUGUGUUAAGAGACAAGAAGUCUUUAUACUCUCUGAGGUUCCACGAUGGCAAAAUAACAGCCCAUGAGAGGCGUGUUUCAGGUCCAGGAAUUUUUCCACAAACAUACACCGAGUGCUUACAAACAGCAAGGAAUUUAUUCAGCAGAGCACGAAAACUGGCAAUGAAAUGUCCUCCUAUUGAGCCGGAAGUCAGUUUCAAUCCAAAAAUCGACUAUUUGAGAUGGUUCAUGUUACCGAAAGAAGCUCACGAACUUUUACUUGGUCGAUCGGGAAAUGUUAAACACAUUGUCCCAUUCGAUCCUUCGGGGUACACCGGGGCGAGAAAAAGUCUGAAUAGUAUCUCUAGAUGCUCCAAUACAUCCUCGCCGAUAUUAGGCUCAUCUCCACGACAUUUUAGUCUAUCGGCUAUAGACGACUGUCAAAUUUUCAGACUCAAACAAAAGCAAAAGUUUUAUUCAAGAGAAUCUAGUUUGAAGGAGAGUACAAAAGAGGAAGCUGUUAAAAUUUCACACCAGCCAGUACAAUUCGCAGUCGGCGAAUCCGUUUCACCCUUGCGUCUAGUACCGCAGAGUUCAAGACCUACUCUAGUCAGAUCAAGAUGCUAUAGUUUAGGCUCUGAUAGUCCACCAGUGCCGUUCAGCUCUCAGACAAAAUUGAACCUUGGACUUAAAGAAACGAGUCCUAACGUCGCAGAUAAAUCGAAUAGUUUUUGUAACUGCGGUAGUCAAACCGAUUUGCAGUCAUUGGAAGAUACUAUGAUCUCAACAAACAAAAGUUUUCCUUAUAGUACACAGAGUAGUACUUCGAUAUCAGAUUGUAGUCAAAUUGGUCGCACUUCACCCACUGUGUCAAUAACUUCGCAAACAUCUGAAGAUCUGCAUACAUAUGUUAAGGAAAUGACGAGAGAAAUAGCUACAGAGAUCAAAUCUGAAAUACGCGAAGUGAUCUCAAAAGUGGAUGAUAUCUUGGAGAACUCUGAUAUGUUAGAUCAAACAAAUACGAGUAUAACUUCGAUUUCUAGUCAGAGCGAUAAGAAUUCUGUAUCAGUAGUAGACGUAGCGGAGUAUUUAAUGGGUAUGUCUAAGGAAAUGGCUUCAGAGGUGAAACAUGAAAUUCGCGAAAUGGUUAACCAAGUCGACGAAAUGAUAUCACCAGAUUACACGGGCUCAUGUUUAAGAAAGAACUCUCCGCCUAAAGUACGACAGAGAAUCGGUUCCGGGCCAGAGUUGGGAUUAGAUCUACAAAAAAUUAAUAAUAAACAGUUUUUGAGAAAGUGUCCUACGAGCCCAGUGUUUUCUUCACAAUACGAUGAAGACGAGAAGUUCUGCAAGCGUUCACCCAGUACUCCCACUAAGUCAGCACAGUGCACUCCAUCGCAUGAAGCUUCAGGCCCGAAUAGUAUUUCUUUCAAUUCAAGUGAAACUUCAACUCCAGAUACUAUUAUUCAAGUGGUCACGACAUCUCAGAAUUCCCCAAAUCUUCCAAAGUCAUUAAGUUCAAACAAAUUAUCCGAUGACGAAGCUACCUGUAUGGAUGCUGUUUGUAGACAUUGUUGUAUAAAGAAAAACUGGUGCCAAAAUCCAUCAGCCAGCUCGCAAGAUAGUGGUAUCAAUAUGACCUACACUGAUUCAGAUUCUUACUUAGACUUCGUAAAAUGGCGUACUUCAUCAGACCCUUCCACGAACAAACUAAAGAAACUUCAAGGACGUCUUCGCACAUGUCACAAACACGAGAAGAAUGAGGUUCCCGAUAUAAUUGAAGGAGUCCCUGUCUGUUCGGGGCCAAUUAAAACUUACAGCGAAACGGAGUCUGGCAGAGUCGUUUUCCAAAUACCCGACGACGACCGAAGGAACCGUAUUUGCAGGACAACGUCAUCUCAAGACUCUAAGCGUUCCAGCAGGUCUUCGAAUGCAUCAUCCAGUUGCUCUGAACGAAGUUCCAGGUCUAGUGGGUAUGGAACUGAUGUCCAGCGUUCUUCCCACGAGGAGAACUAUUAUGACAGAAGUGAAUCAGACUGUCGCUUUAAAGCCGAAUGCUGUGGUGAAGAAACGGAACAAGAUGACAGCAGCGCUUGUAGUGAUGCUUCUCUCACUGACUUCACCUUUGAUGAUGAGGGCAAGUGGCAUUGUCCACCUAAAGCUGUUUGGAAAGCAACUGUUGAGGCUAUCCAUGAAUUCAGUAUGGUUCGUCCAGGAGACAAAGUACUCGUGUGUUUAUCUGGACGAAGAGACUCCAUCGCCUUACUCCAUACCAUGCACCAGUACCAAUUCUAUGCUAGAUCGAAGGGAAUACAUUUCUCUAUUGGAGCCUUAUUUGUCCACGAGCCGCAGUCAGACGUCGACCCUCUACAUUUGAUGGCUUAUUGUAGGACUUUGGGCGUCAAGUUUAUUUAUCAAGAUAAGAUUGAACAGGAAGAAGACGAACGUAGGAGCAGUAGUACAAAGAUGCCAGAAAUCCAUCGCUGGUCGUCCCAGGCGGUGCGCCGGCGCAUGUACACAGCAGCUGCUGCGCAUGGCUACGGGGUUGCUGCUAUCGCUCAAAACUUAGACCACGCUGCAAAAGCAUUCCUUGCAAGCGCCUUUUACGGGGGUGCUUUAAAAUCUCUUAAGGCACAUUAUAAAGUAAGAGAUCAAGAAAUGCGGGUAAUUAGGCCGUUCAUCUAUGUGCGUGCGCAUUGGUUAGAAGCAUUCUGUUGCACGAGAGCCCUACCAGACUUCACGAGGUUGUCUAAGUGUGCUCAUACACCAACUGGAGAUAUUGGACCUAAAAGUAAAACUCUGGACCGCUCAAUCUCCGAGCCCUGUGGAAGUGCGCACCGGGUGGAUUUAGAGCAGGAAAUCGACCCAGAACAAGAAGACAACGAAACUGACCCUUUGGUCAUUGCUCAGUGCAUUCUUGACGACCAAGAGAGAACACACCCAUUCGUCUUUUCCAGCUUAAAAAGCGCUUUGCAGCCGCUUCUUAGUGCAAGGAUUAUCGAAAAGGACCAGAAAGAACAUAGACACAGAAAGAAGUCUGUGAUACAGAUGAAAGAUGGCGCUCCCGUAUACGACUCUGAGGAAGGAACUGAAGAAGAAUCGGUGCCAUAG